Trichomonas vaginalis G3 is the source of this 327-nucleotide messenger RNA. RefSeq lists its product as uncharacterized. The transcript has a single exon. The annotation marks the transcript as partial. NCBI's taxonomy places the organism in Eukaryota, Parabasalia, Trichomonadida, Trichomonadidae. The record is from RefSeq and is a predicted model, not a curated record.
AAUAAUAAUAAGAUUGAUAAUCUACAUUGGUGUUCAAGUUCUACAAAUAAUAGAAAUAGAAGUAAAGCAAAUGGAGUAGAAUAUAAUUUCGUUGAUGAAAUCAGUGAAAAUUCAAUUACUGUUUCACAUUAUGGAAAUCAUGAAUUUGAGGAUUUAUUUUACGACAUCAAUGCAGAUUUGUUUUAUUAUUAUAACGGUCGUCAGUAUAAAGAACUAUACAUUAAUGAAAACAUAAAUGGUUCAUUAUAUGUUAACGUUUAUGAUGUUAAUGGAAAAAGAACAUGCAUUACGUAUAGUAAAUUCAAACGCUUACAUAAUUUAAUAUGA